AGGAUCCAUCCCGGAAGCAGAUCUUUUCUCUCGCGACUCCUCGGAGUAUAUUGCGGAUUUAUACAGAGCUCCUCGGAGACUAUUGUUGUAAGGUUCUCAGCACUCCUACUCAAAAACCUAUUCUUCCUCCUCGGAGCCUAUUCGAUUAUGCUUCCUCGGAAGCUAGACGCUAGCCUGUCUCCUCCUUAGCUAGUGCCAGUCUUCGGACUUUUGAAGAUAAUGGGCCUUCGGGUAUCUAUCGGACGGUCUCGACCGGACGAAAUACAUCGCCCCGGCACUCCUCAGAAGUUCGUCGAGUUUCCAGGGUGUGGCUGUCUCGAGACGAUGAAGAAAAACAAAAACUGCAGCAUACAGCGAACCUUCGCGAAGAAAGAAAUUGAAAUGCAAGGACCACCGGAGGAAACGGAGUUACUUAAGUCUUUAUCUGAAUAAUGUGCGUUUCUUGUGUUGGCCCUGUUCGUAU
Amoebophrya sp. A120 is the source of this 463-nucleotide messenger RNA. The record is from the annotation of a GenBank genome assembly. Lineage: Eukaryota; Dinophyceae; Syndiniales; Amoebophryaceae.